UCGGGUCGUGUAAUUGCUAUCAGUUAUGCGAUGGGUCAUUGUCGCAACCUUGGCAUCACAAAUUCUGUUACACUAUCGCCGGGUUGGCAUAGCCGAGGUAGACGCGAGACCUUUAGAAAUACGACAUGGCUUCACGCGACUGUUUAAAGAGAUAGGUACUUGUAUAUGGUUCAUCGGUUGCCUAAAGGAAGUCGACAUCACUCUGUUAAUACCCCAAACACUUUAACAAUCCUCUAAAAUUUUACUCCCGAGAACCCGAGUAUAGCGCCCAAACAUCUCCACGAAGCUAUCUAAAUGAUUUCGAACGAAGGCGAUCUACCCAACCGAACCCAAGACAGCGAGGAUAAUGCCGACGAAAAUCCGAAAUCGAUCGAGGAGUCGCUUCUUCGCACCGUAAGAGAGGAUAUUAAGAAAAAAAUUGAAAAGAUUUUGGAGGAUGUCCAACUAUGGUCUGAUACGGAGAAGUUACUUCUUUAUCUGAAGUUGCCGGGAAGUACACAUCGAGACAAGAGCAAAGAUGAAAAAGAUCCUCACGCCAUACCCUUGUCGACGACCAGAGCUGAACAAACCCAAGCUUUCCAUUGGAUUCGUUGUCAUUUGGAAGAAUGUGAAAACAAUUCAACUUUACCGAAGCACGAAGUCUAUGACGAGUACAGAGCCCACUGCGAGAGCGUGAAUGCAGUGCGCGUGCUCAGUGCUCCAGAUUUUGGCAAGAUCAUCAAAUGUGUUUUUCCUAACGUGAAAGCGAGGCGCCUUGGAACGAGAGGGAACUCAAAAUAUUGUUAUAGUGGAAUUCAGAAGAAGAGAAUUGUGAAGUCACCACAAUUGCCAAACCUUGUCGCACCAGUACCAGGAGACAAGAGUAUGGGUAAUGGUGGCACCUCGUGCCCUAAUGGUGAAAAGAUAGGCGAUGAUCAAACACUAGUAGCUGCUUGCGACUUGGUAUGCGAAUGGGCCAACAAGCUGUUGGGUCGUGUAUUCAACACUCUCGUAGAACUGGGCAGGUUCCUGGUUGGAGGGAGUUACGUAUCCAGCAAGUCAAUGGCUGCCUUCGUCGUCAUGUCUAGCAAUGAACCUUUAGGAUCUUACAAAAAGUUGACACUAAGCAAUCGCAAAUGUAACCCCGACGAGCAAUCUUUAAUAAGCCAGAAACGUAAACAAACGCAACAACAGCUACAGCGAAAGAUUCAGCAAAGACAACAGCAUAAACAACAACAAGCACAUCAACUGAAUCUACUGCUUCAUCCUUCGACACCCACGGGAAAGCAAUUCACGCCAAUUUUACCUCAAACUCAAAAGGGAACCCACCUCGCACUCGCCAAUGGGCUCCUCAUUCAAUCCAAACCUCAACUUCAACUUUCUCCUAAACUUACGAUAGUUCCCAACCUCCAGAACCCACCGAUGCCAAGUACUCCAGUUAUUUAUAAUCAAACCCCUCAAAAAAGCUUAGGUCAUCUCCCCCCGUCGACCACCUUGAGCCCAGUCACGCCGUCUUUAGCCAGCCCAGGUUUGCUCUCUCCCUACAACACGAAGUCCCCAAAACGUAGUGCCCCUCACCCCCCCCGUAGUGGAACCAUCACCCCAAGUCCUAUCAGCACAACCCCUCGACACACUCCGAACGGAGAGGUGACCCGCUUUGUUUUCACUCCUAUUACGAAUGGGACUGCGGAUAAUAAAGUCUCAUUGCCGGGGGGUGAAGCUAGUCCACCUAUGCUGAAAAGACCCACAGCAACUCAUCCGGGAUUGAGCAGUGAAUGGAAUAAUCAUCAAAAUAAAUCGACUGUUUGUCUGAGUACAACACCAGUAAAAGAUACGCCCGGUUCGCCCUGCAAGCAGCCACGUAUCGCUUUGAAAGAUCCACCGUCGAAUACGUCCGACCAUCAAACGAAUUCAUUUUCUCAACCAAUGAUAUCUCCUCGUGUAAAUAAACGUCCCGCUUUAAAUCCGGCAUCGUCAAUGCCAGUCUUGACCCAAAAUUCCAAUCAAGCAAGAGUACCCAUAUCUCCUCGCGCCCCAAGAUCAAACACGUCUAGACAACCCGUAGCCAGGCAACAAUCUUUACCGUCGUCAUGUUCCGUCAGUUUCCAACCUCAAUCUAUUAUCACGCAGGCUCUCUCGCACCAACCGCGCGAUUUGACAUCGUUUCCUUUCGGCAACACGUCGACCUCCGAUUGUCGUUUCCAGCAAACUACAGCAACUAUGACGUCAACACAUGAUCAAUCAACCCCACAGAACUUUCUUGAGCAUCUGCCGACAGAACAAGAGUUGGCAGCGCUGUGUAACCAGUUAAGCAACGGCGCAGCUGGUGUACAAAAUAACAAUCGCAGUCAUUCAGUACCACCAUUACCUCAAAACCUUCUACCGCGCAUGAACACGAGCAGCAUUCAGCCGCUGACACCACAGACGGACGGACGCCACCAAUUCGUGGCACCGCGCAUGGCAAACGCAAACAUGACAAAUACCAGCGGUCCUGUAGACGGGCUCAAGCAGCUUAGGAACCGCGUCCUCCACGGAGAUUCAAACAAUAACAGCGGAGCCCGCAAUGGUGCGAACGCAAACGCGUUAGCGGGUUUCGCUGCGAAGCGAAAUUUAAUGGUUGAACUUGAGAAUGUUUCCACUUGGGGGACAUCCACUUCAUGUACAUUUCAGCAAAACAAGCCACAAAUAUUAGCAGAACUUUCUGGUGAUCCGUUGGCAGGUUUGAAUUUAGACGAAAUCGCGAUAGAGGCCUCCAGCGGUGACUUCGAUAUACUUGUGGAUGAAUCGGCUUUAUUUGGCGACUCGAACACAUAUACAACUCCGUGGAAUGCGUCUGCGCAACCCGUAACGUUGGAUAGCUGCCUGUGAAAAAUGUCGAGUAGCAUGAAGUAACACAGUGCAAAGCCGCGGUACACCAUUCUGUCCAACCUAGCUUGCCGCUCUUAAGAACGGAUCUCCCUUUCAGGCCAAUCUAAGCAUGAUUUGACUUACAGAUUCCAUGUGUCGUAUUAAAUUCACCAGAGAUGUCUAUCAUCAAUGUGUAUGAGCCCG
This is a messenger RNA of Dendronephthya gigantea, 3030 nucleotides long. RefSeq names its product DNA-binding protein Rfx5-like. Bases 295 to 2847 code for a protein of 850 amino acids. Gene Ontology annotation, biological process: regulation of transcription by RNA polymerase II. Lineage: Eukaryota; Metazoa; Cnidaria; Anthozoa; Malacalcyonacea; Nephtheidae. The record is from RefSeq and is a predicted model, not a curated record. Gene Ontology annotation, molecular function: DNA-binding transcription factor activity, RNA polymerase II-specific; RNA polymerase II cis-regulatory region sequence-specific DNA binding. The transcript has 12 exons.